This is a messenger RNA of Cynoglossus semilaevis (tongue sole), 2270 nucleotides long. RefSeq names its product mitochondrial-processing peptidase subunit alpha-like. The record is from RefSeq and is a predicted model, not a curated record. Lineage: Eukaryota; Metazoa; Chordata; Actinopteri; Pleuronectiformes; Cynoglossidae. Gene Ontology annotation, cellular component: mitochondrion. Gene Ontology annotation, molecular function: metal ion binding.
ACUGUAAGUAUUCCCGACGGAAGUGUUUGUCCACAUUACCGUUGGUUUCCGGGUUGAGUGUCGGACACUGUCGUGCAAACAUGGCGACUCACAUGUCGAAGUGUAGAAGCUGGAGUCGUGUUCACAGGUUUGGACUAGCAGCUUACAGAAAGUACAGCAGUGGCAGCGGAUAUCCGAACAUCCCUCUCUCCACACCACUGCCAGGAAUCCCCAAACCGGUGUUUGCAGCCGUGGAUGGUCAGGAAACAUACGAGACCAAGAUCACCACCUUAGAAAACGGACUCAGGGUUGCUUCACAAAACAAGUUUGGACAAUUCUGCACAGUGGGAGUGUUGGUGAAUUCUGGCUCCCGAUAUGAAGCAAAAUAUCCAAGUGGAAUAGCAAAUUUUUUAGAGAAACUAGCCUUUUCUUCCACAGCUAAGUAUGGGAGUAAAGAUGAAAUCCUACUUACGCUUGAAAAACAUGGAGGAAUAUGUGACUGUCAGACCUCGAGGGAUACCACCAUGUAUGCAGUAUCUGCUGAAGUCAAGGGUUUGGACACUGUAGUCAAUCUUCUCUCAGACGCUGUACUGCAGCCUCGUCUGCUGGACGAGGAAAUCGAGAUGACCAAAAUGGUGGUGCGCUUCGAGCUCGAGGACCUGAACAUGAGGCCGGACCCUGAACCUUUACUCACAGAAAUGAUUCAUGCUGCUGCAUAUCGAGAUAACACCGUUGGACUGCCGCGAUUUUGUCCGAUAAAUAAUGUGGACAAGAUCAACAAGGGAGUUCUUCAGAGAUACUUGAGCACCUACUACUGUCCAGAACGAAUGGUGCUGGCUGGAGUUGGAGUGGAGCAUGAGCACCUAGUAGAAUGUGCCAGAAAAUACUUGCUGGGAGUGGAGCCAGCAUGGGGAUCAAGUAAAGGCUCUAAUGUUGACCUGUCAGUCGCACAGUACACUGGAGGCAUUAUCAAGACAGAGAAAGACAUGUCAGACGUGAGCCUCGGCCCCACCCCUAUCCCUGAGCUCACCCACAUCAUGAUCGGCCUGGAGACCUGCUCCUUCCUGGACGACGACUUCAUCCCUUUCGCUGUGCUGAACAUGAUGAUGGGUGGAGGAGGCUCCUUUUCAGCGGGCAUGUUCACCCGUCUGUACCUGAACGUGCUCAACAGGCAUCACUGGAUGUACAACGCCACCUCCUACCACCACAGCUAUGAGGACAGUGGUCUGCUGUGUAUCCACGCUAGUGCAGACCCCAGACAGGUGCGAGAAAUGGUGGAAAUAAUAACCAGAGAGUUUAUUCAGAUGAAUGGAAACACAGGGCAGACAGAGCUGGAGAGAGCCAAAACUCAGCUCAAAUCCAUGUUGAUGAUGAACCUGGAGUCACGUCCGGUUAUUUUCGAAGAUGUCGGUCGGCAGGUUCUCUCCACGGGGAAGAGGAAGCUUCCACAUGAACUGUGUAAUUUGAUAAACAACGUGACAUCCAACGACAUUAAGCGAGUGACUACGAAGAUGCUGCGGAGUAAACCCGCAGUCGCUGCUCUGGGAGACCUGAAGGAGCUGCCGUCUUUCGAACACAUCCAGGCCGCCCUGUCCAGCAAAGACGGACGCCUGCCUCGCACGUACCGUCUGUUUCGGUAGAGCCUCCCUACCGAGAAGCCACUGAGCUUUUAUGAACUGACAAACCUCUCCGAACAGAAAGUGGAGCCACAGCCGAGUCGAGGCUUGAAGGUCAUCCCCCGGGAAAAAAAGCUACAUUUCACACAGCAGCUCGAGUAUACAGUGUUUAUUUGUUCCUGGUGGGUGGAGUCUUACGUUGGGGUGUACUGAUGAUGGUUUUAUAAAAAGACAGUUUAAACCUCCAAGCUCACAUUUGAAUAUUCAUUUACCUUAAAAACUGAAUUAUUCUUUUUUUUAUUCCCUUGCUUUUUUAUUUUUUUAACACAUUGGAAUUUAAACAAGGUGAAAGAGGGAAGUGCAGUUGUAAUGCAGUCGACUGCAGGUUUUCUCUUUGUCCCUGUCAAAUAUAUUGAAAAAAAGUAAGAAUUGUAAUAUUUAUCCCAAAGCACUUCAUAAUCUGUGGACAAACAUUAUGGAGCACUGGUAAAGAAAUCAGUGAGCCCUUUUACAAAUGUCGUGUUGACCGAAAACUCUAUCAACGAUUUCUCAAAUGUUUUGGAAAGAUCUAAAGCCUUUUUCUGUCAUUGUGAGUGUGACUGUAAAUUUCAAUAAACACAGUCUUAAAAUGUAAACCCACUGACCAUUAAAUGUAAUUAUACUUUUAAACCAAAA